Osmerus eperlanus (European smelt) is the source of this 5250-nucleotide messenger RNA. It is a transcript of the gene hipk1b, whose product is annotated as homeodomain interacting protein kinase 1b. The transcript has 18 exons. The record is from RefSeq and is a predicted model, not a curated record. The coding region runs from base 500 to 3739 and encodes 1079 amino acids. Gene Ontology annotation, molecular function: ATP binding; protein serine/threonine kinase activity; protein tyrosine kinase activity. Lineage: Eukaryota; Metazoa; Chordata; Actinopteri; Osmeriformes; Osmeridae. Gene Ontology annotation, biological process: peptidyl-threonine phosphorylation; smoothened signaling pathway; peptidyl-serine phosphorylation. Gene Ontology annotation, cellular component: nucleus; PML body; cytoplasm.
CGAAGUGGAAAAGGUUGAGAAUUCCUGUCUGCUACUCACCGCAGUGCACCGUAAAUACUGUGUAAUGCGCAAUAUUGCGUCGUAACAAACUCACCGGUAUCUUGGAGCGCGUGAAUUCAGCUGUAUUUACGGUACCGGAAAUUCUGACCUCAGUUAAGCAGCUGGUGAUAUGCUAAGGACGUGGUUUGUUCCGGUAAAAAGCUGACUGCUGGAUUAAGGAUAGUUCAUUUUAAGAACUCAUACAGUUUUUAAAUGAGAAGAAAAUACGUUUUUACUAUGUGACUACUUUUUACUUAAUUUUAUAAGAACAAAUCCACGUUGUUGUUUAAGCCGAACAACUUGCUAGGUUUGUGGAUGUCCUUGUCUGCUCUGUCGAUGGAAAACACAAUGCAGGCCUAAAGACUGAUAACGUUAGCAACAGUCUGCUAGCCUGCAGCUAAUUGGGAGUUAAAUUGAUGACAGGGCCUAUUUUCGACGCUGUGCUGAAACAAUUUACGUGAUGUCGUCCCAGCUGCAGCUGUUCCCCCCUCCCUCCGUCUCCUCCAGUGCCUUCUGCCGGGUGAAGAAACUGAAGGUGGAGAACUGUGUGUGGGACGUGUCCUCCUCAGAGGCCUACGGCAGUGUGGGGGGCCAGGCGGGGUAUGCCUUCCCCCCUGGUGGACCCCCCUUCGCCCCUUCCGCCCUGGUGUUUCCCCCCGCCCCUCCAGGGUCACGGGGCCAGGUGGCGGUCCGGGCAGCCGACAGCACCGGGAGCCUCCCCAGGGGGGCCAGCAGGCGCGUUGCCGUUGGCGACCACCACUACAACACACACUCGUCCCACGCGGAGGCCCGCGGGCCCCGGCAGGGGCAGAAAAGGAGGAACGAGGAGCCCCCAGAGGGGGGGAGGGGCAGCGGGAGCGUGCAGAUCCUGGAGGAGCUUUCAGCCCCGCCUUUCUCCACCCGUGGGGGGGGCGGGGGGGGCACCGGGCAGUCGGUCCCCCACUCGGCCACCAAGAGCAGCAGCUCCAGCGGGGAGGGGGACUACCAGCUGGUGCAGCACGAGGUGCUGGGGUCCCCGGCCUGCAGCUACGAGGUGCUGGAGUUCCUGGGCAGGGGGACCUUUGGCCAGGUGGCCAAGUGCUGGAAGAGAGGAACCAAUGAGAUCGUGGCCAUCAAGAUCCUGAAGAACCACCCCUCCUACGCCCGGCAAGGGCAGAUCGAGGUGGGUAUCCUGAACCGGCUGAGCGCGGAGAACGCUGACGAGUUUAACUUUGUGCGUUCGUACGAGUGCUUCCAGCACAAAGGCCACACCUGCCUGGUGUUUGAGAUGCUGGAACAGAACCUGUAUGACUUCCUGAAACACAGCAAGUUCAGCCCUCUUCCUCUCAGGAACAUCAGACCCAUCCUACAGCAGGUGGCCACAGCCCUGAUGAAGCUGAAGAGCCUGGGCCUGAUCCACGCAGACCUGAAGCCAGAGAACAUCAUGCUGGUGGACCCCCUCAGACAGCCCUACAGGGUCAAGGUCAUAGACUUCGGCUCGGCCAGCCACGUGUCCAAGGCUGUCUGUUCCACCUACCUGCAGUCGCGAUACUACAGAGCUCCAGAGAUCAUCCUGGGUCUGCCGUUCUGUGAGGCCAUCGACAUGUGGUCCCUGGGCUGUGUGAUCGCUGAGCUCUUCCUGGGCUGGCCUCUCUACCCCGGGGCGUCCGAGUACGACCAGAUCCGCUACAUCUCCCAGACCCAGGGGCUUCCUGCUGAGUACUUGCUGAGCGCAGGCACCAAGACCAGGCGCUUCUUCAACAGAGGACCUGACUCCAGCUAUCCUCUGUGGAGGCUCAAGACUCCCUCAGAGCAUGAGGUGGAGAUGGGUAUCAAGUCCAAGGAGGCGAGGAAGUACAUCUUCAACUGCCUGGAUGACAUGAUGCAGGUCAACCUGUCGUCUCACCUGGAAGGGACAGACAUGCUGGCGGAGAAAGCUGACCGACGAGAGUUCAUCGACCUGCUGAAGCGCAUGCUCCGAUUGGACGCCGACAAAAGGAUCACGCCCACUAAGACUCUAGGCCACGCCUUCGUCUCCAUGACGCACCUUCUGGACUUCCCUCACAGCUCCCAUGUGAAGUCCUGCUUCCAGAACAUGGAGGUGUGUAAGCGUCGGAGCUCUUCGUUCGACAGCAGCAAGACCCUCUUCUCCACCAACACCGUGCCAGGCUCCGCCGCCGGCAACCUCACGGUCACCUUCAGCAGCCAGCUCAACCAGCACAACCAGGUGCCUUCUGCGGGGGGAGCUGUUCCGUUGCUGAAUUACCAGCCGGCCCUGUACCAGCAGGCCACCAUCAACAUCCCGGGUCUGGCCCCGCCCAGCGGCCCCCUGCAGGGCCGCCCCGCCCUCUGCAGCCAGGCUCCACCAUUCCAGCAGACCCUCAUCGUCUGUCCCCCAUCCACCCUCCAAGGGCUGCAGGCGUCCAGUAAGGGCUCCAGUUUCCCCGUGAGGAUGGACAGCUCCCUGGGGCCUCAGAACCAGACGGGCCCCUCCUCGCUGCAGAUCCAGCCUGGCGUUCUGGCACAGGGCUCCUGUACGCCCCUGAUGGUGGCCACCCUGCACCCCCCCUCUGUAGCCCCCCAGUACUCCCUGCCCCUGGGGGCCACCGGAGGGGGCCGGGCCCCCCUGCUGGAGCACACGGCCACCGUGCUGCAGGCCUGGCCCACCAGUGCCCAGCAGAUCCUCAUCCCCUCGUCUUGGCAACAGGUUCCGGGCGUGGCUGUCCACGGUGCAGCCGGUCAAUCAGCCUCCGAGUCACACAUGGAGACACUGCUCGCUGACGCUGCGACACAGCACACACACGGCUGGAGGGGAGUGGUCCAGAGCAGAGCCCUGCAGGACAGGAAGAGGGUGAAGGCGGGGCGGGGCGACAGCAGGAGCAGAAAUGUGUCUGCCGCUUUGUUGCUUGGCAACACGGGUGCGACUAAUCAAAGCUGCAGUGCCGCGCUCUCCCAGCCAAUCAUCAUCUCUGACACGCCCAGCCCUGCCCUCAGCAUCAUCACCAUCCACAGCGACACGGACACAGAGGAUGACAGGAAGUUCCACCCUGCCAGCUAUGGUGUGACCCAGCGUGCUAAUGUGAUCAGCUGUGUGACGGUCCACGACUCAGACUCAUCCACGGCCAGCCCCCUCACGCCCCACCCUCGCCUGCCCCCCUCCCACCUACUUCCCUCCUCCGGCCCGGCCCGGUCUCUGGCUGUGGUCGCUCCCUCCCUCAAGACACAGCCCUCCGAGAACCUGGCCUCCUCGGGAUACAUGAAGCCCAAGAGGACAUCCAACCGGCAGCCGUGCAGCUCAGGAGAGGGCGUCGACCGGCUUGCUCCCAGCCAAUCACACCCUCUCAAUCUCAGCCAGGUGCAGCCAGUGGUGUCGUCGUCUCAGGAGCGCUCACUGCGUCGACAGCAGACCUGCCCCCCCACUUCCCACUACAGCUUCCAGGAGGUGCCCCCCCUGGGCUCAGCCCCCGGCCUCUACAGCUACCCGGCCUCGGCCGCGCUGGCCUCGGCCUCGCAGGCCCUGGAGCAGCUGCUGGGCCCGGCCCUGCCCGCCUACCCCGCGCCCCGCCGGGACCCGGGCAGGAAGGAUGGGGGGGGCCUGGUCCCUGCGCUGCCCGCCUUCCAGCACCCGUUCAGCGGGUCGCCCUAUGCCACUCCGCGGGCUGAGGCGUACGGCGCCUACCAGCUCAGCCCCCGCCGCCUGCCCCAAUACCCCUAUCUAUGAGGAGGGGACACACUGUCGGACAUCACUCCCCUCAGGACGGUCAGACAUUCUUGGGGAGGGCGGAGGGGAGGGCGGAGGGGAGGGCGGAGGGGAGGGGGGAGGGAAGGGGGGGGAGUUCUGCUGCGACAGUGAUUUCACUUCCAACCCGUUUUACUGUAUUUUUGGACUUUCAGUCCAAGACUUUUAGUAUGUUUUUAAAAAGCAACGGUAUCCAGGGGAUUAUGUGAUAUUGUACCUUUUUUUUUUUUACCUUAGUCUGCUUGUUUUUAUUCCCUCCAUCUCUGGGCUUGUGAAGGAAGCGUUGUAGUAAAUGUGUCUGACCAUGUGUUGUUUAAGUGAGGAGGCUUUGUGUCAGAGGAACUCCUCUGUCAUGAAGCCUUGAUCCCCACAACCUUUCCAGCGAGCCUGUGGCUAGCACAAGGGGCUAGUAACAUGCCAGCUAACAUGAGAGCCUGUGGCUAGCACAAGGGGCUAGUAACAUGCCAGCUAACAUGAGAGCCUGUGGCUAGCACACGGGGCUAGUAACAUGCCAGCUAACAUGAGAGCCUGUGGCUAGCACAAGGGGCUAGUAACAUGCCAGCUAACAUGAGAGCCUGUGGCUAGCACAGGGGGCUAGCGACAUGCUAGCAAACAUGAGAGCCUGUGGCUAGCACAGGGGGCUAGCGACAUGCUAGCAAACAUGAGAGCCUGUGGCUAGCACAGGGGGCUAGCGACAUGCUAGCUUAGCUAAUAUAAAGAGAGCCCUGAGGCAUUCUGUGUUUUGUUUCUUUAAAUUAUAUAGAAUGGUCUACAGUAAUCCAGCGACAUCUCACUUGUCUCCUUUUUAAUGUCGCUCUCUCUCAUAUAUAUAUAUAUUAUGUUUUUAGUUUUACCACACUUCAUAGUCUAUCUAAUAUUGUGACUAAAUUAUGUCUUUAGUUAUUGUGAGGUGUCACGAAGUAGGAUCAGGGAUGUGGAGGAAUAGUGUUGGGUGCAGUUAGAGGCAAGUGAAAGACAAGCAGAGGAGGAAGGUUUUACACUGUGAUGGAUUUUGUUUUUACUUUUUGAAGCAAAAAAAAAGUAUUAGUUUUGUCACCAUGGUAAUAAUGUAGACAAUGUCGUAACAUCGUCAAACAACACUGACAACUUUUAAUGUUUGUUUCCUUUGUGUUGUGAUUGCUGAAUGUAUUUAUGGAGGUUGGAGGUGCAUUAUCAUACCUCGCUGGCUGGGAUAGAUUUAAGAAACUGAAAAAGAAUUUCAAGGUGUAUUGAAAAUUGGACUGUAGUGUCAGACUGAACCCUGGUUGUGUGCUCUGGCUGUCAGGCAGGAGGACAGCAGCAGCCAGGGACUGUGGAAACACCAUCACUUUUGGGGUUCAGUCAAACAGACUUGUGUUCUUAAAAAAAUGUUGGUCUAUUCUUGUUCCGUCUUGUCUCACUAUAUGCACACAUCAGUCAGGAGGGCUUAAACUGUGGAUCCCCCUGUUUACAACCUGCUAUCAUUGUUUCCCAAUAAAAGAACCAGAAGUCCA